Penicilliopsis zonata CBS 506.65 is the source of this 1317-nucleotide messenger RNA. RefSeq lists its product as hypothetical. The record is from RefSeq and is a predicted model, not a curated record. Bases 1 to 1317 code for a protein of 438 amino acids. The transcript is spliced from 3 exons. NCBI's taxonomy places the organism in Eukaryota, Fungi, Ascomycota, Eurotiomycetes, Eurotiales, Aspergillaceae.
AUGCUUUUAUCGUCAAUUUUCUGUUUAUUAUUAUCUAAUGCUUUAUCAUUUAGACGUGAUAGUACAAUUCUUUAUUCUAGAAUAGCAUAUAAUAAUUUAUUUAUAACAUAUUUAUAUGAUGGUAUUGGGUUAUUUGGGAGUUUAUUUUACACGUCCUCUAUAACACAAUCAUUCCAUAUAUUAAUAUUUGUUAUUAGUUUAUUAAUUCUAAAUUUAACAGGAUUUUAUCCUAGAAAAUUAAUUUCUAGUGAAUAUUCAAGUUUUUACCAAAUAUUAUUUACAAAAUUACAGUUUAUUAAAAACUUAACUGUUUCUAAUAUAAUAUUAAAAAGAGGAGAACAAUAUACAAUAAUAGAAUAUACAUUAAUGUUAUUAUUUAUAAUAACAGGAAGUGUAUUAUUAAUAUCUAGUAGUGAUUUAAUAUCCAUUUUCUUAUCUAUUGAAUUACAAAGUUAUGGUUUAUAUUUAUUAUGUACUAUGUAUAGAAAUUCUGAAUCUUCUACUUCAGCUGGUUUAACUUAUUUUUUAUUAGGUGGAUUAUCAUCUUGUUUUAUUUUAUUAGGUAUUGCAUUAAUAUAUGCUAAUUUAGGUGUUACUUAUUUAGAUAGUUUUUACAUUAUUAAUAACUUAGCUGGUACUAUUUUAGGUUUAACUCAAUUUAGAAUUAAAAGAUUAUUUGCUUAUAGUACUAUAUCUCAUUUAGGAUUUAUUUUAUUAGCAUUAUCUAUUAAUAGUGUUGAAUCUAUUCAAUCUUUUAUUUUCUACUUAAUACAAUAUAGUUUAUCUAAUUUAAAUGCCUUUAUAUUAUUAAUAGCUAUAGGUUAUAGUUUAUAUGCUUAUAAUGAUAAAAAUAUAAAUCAUAAUAAUUUAGUAGAUAAAAAUAAUUCACCUAUUCAACUUAUUAGUCAACUUAAAGGAUAUUUCCAUAUUAAUAGUAUAUUAGCUUUAAGUUUAACUAUUACUUUAUUUUCUUUUGCUGGUAUACCUCCUUUAAUGGGAUUCUUUGCUAAACAGAUGGUUUUCUCUGCUGCUUUACAAGAAGGAUUUAUCUUCUUAACUCUUAUAGGUGUAUUGACUAGUGUUAUAAGUGCAGUUUAUUACUUAUAUAUUGUAAAAACAAUGUUCUUUGAUGGACAUUCAUAUACUUACUUUAAUAAAUUAAAAGAUAUUAGAAUUCCUGCUCUUAUAAUGCAAAAAGAUAAAGUAGUUAAUAAAAUAUAUUUUAAUUCACAAUUUGCUUUAUCUAGUUCAUUAUCUAUAAUUAUUUCUAUUUUAACUUUAGUUAUUUUAUUAUUUAUGUUCAUGCCUAAUGAAUGA